Chelonoidis abingdonii (Abingdon island giant tortoise) is the source of this 878-nucleotide messenger RNA. Lineage: Eukaryota; Metazoa; Chordata; Testudines; Testudinidae. The record is from RefSeq and is a predicted model, not a curated record.
UGUGAGUGGCCAGCAGGAAGAUGUAUGCCAAGCGGCACAAGUGUGACCUGCUGGAGUUGUGCAAGCAGUGGGGGCUGCGCACAGGGAGGCUGACCAAGGACCAGCUGAUUGCCCAGCUGGAGCAGGGAGACCGCAUGAAUGAACAGAGCCCUGUCUCUGAGCGAAGCAGCCUGGCAGAUGCAGCACAGGCACCAGAGUCUGUCCCCGCUGGGAGUGGUCAGCCGGUGGACGAGGGCUUCCCGAGACCCCCCCUUCCUAAGCCUAGGGGAAGGGUGGGGAGGAGCCCAGCGAAUACUGAGGGCACUGUGACCCCCCCGGCCAGCAGGGGAUCCAGCCAGAGAAGCUCACCCCCCAGCAGGGGAUCCUCCCGGCGACACUCGGCAUCCGUGGAGCGGAUGCGGCUGGAAUAUGAAAGGGAGCUGAGAUGGGAGGAGCUCAAGUUAAAGAGGCAAGAGCUGGAGGAGAAGGCGAAACAGCGCAAACAUGAGGAGAAACAGCGUAAACAUGAGCUGGAGCUGACCGGGCUGAAGAGCAGUGAGGCCCCGGCUGCGGUGAGUGAGGGGGGACCCAAGCCUACAAAGAGCUUUGAUAAGCACUUACUGUGCCGGCGUAAGGAGGGGGAGGACAUAGAUACCUUCCUGACGGCCUUUGAGAAUGCCUGCGAGCUGCACAGGGUUGGCCUUGCAGACAGAAUCGCAGUUCUCACCCCCUUACUGGACUCCACAGCCGUGGAGGUGUACAGCCGACUGAAAGGGGUGGAGGCGGGGGACUACAAACUGUUCAAACAGGACCUGCUCCGCGAGUUUGGGCUGACUCCUGAGAUUCUCCGGCUGUUCGAACUCAACCUCCAUGUGGUGAACCUGUGCUCCCAGCCCUGA